Molecule: messenger RNA, 1372 nt
Organism: Meira miltonrushii
Lineage: Eukaryota; Fungi; Basidiomycota; Exobasidiomycetes; Exobasidiales; Brachybasidiaceae
Exons: 1
Coding region: 27-1310 (427 amino acids)
Biological process (GO): transcription initiation at RNA polymerase II promoter; transcription open complex formation at RNA polymerase II promoter
Cellular component (GO): transcription factor TFIIE complex
Source: RefSeq, a predicted model, not a curated record
CACCUAUUGCUGGUCACCAAAGAACGAUGGCUUCCCAAUCAGGUUCGAGAGCUGAACAGGAGAGGCCUACUGCUAGCGAAGAGGAUUUACGAUUGGUACGCACAGUUUGUCAAAUGGUCACACGUCAAUUUUAUAGCGAUCAACAUGUGAUCACGAUUGAUAUUUUAUCAAAAUAUUCAGUCAUGCCAGCUGAUAUCUUGGCACAAUCAUUAGGCGUUCAUACGAAAGAUCUCUUGCAAGUGUGUAAUCAACUCGUUCGUGAUCGAUUGAUCGGAAUACAUAAAAGAGGAGAAACUCGUGAAACAGCAACUGCGACUUCAUCCUUCACACGAACGGCGAUCAGAAAUUACUUUUAUCUAGAUCGAAAGGUGUUUUUAGAUGUGACCAAAUGGAGGAUGAUGAAGAUGAGAUCGCAAAUCGAUUCAGUAUUAAGGAAUGAACUUGACAAUAAAGGAUACAUGUGCCCAAGGUGUGGUAAAUCGUACAAUACACUAGAUGUUGCCGCUCUUCUCGAUCCGAUUACGAUGAUGAGUUUCAUCUGCAAUACACCGGGCUGUGGAAGUGAAUUGGUGGACAAUGAAGAUGCAGAAGAUGUGAAAAGGAGCAAAGAUCGUCUGAAGAGAUUUAACGAGCAAUGUGGACCUAUCCUAGAUCGUCUACGUAAAAUUGAUUCUUUAACACUGCCUAGCUUCGAUGUAGAAACGGAGAUCAAGAAUUCAGGUACAUCAGACGAAUGGAAAUUACGAGCACGACAACGUACAGAUCCUACUGCUACCUUGAAAGAUGUUCAAGAAUCUCAAGGUGGAGCUCGUCGUGCUGCAUCGGUGGAGAUCGAUAUGGUAUCAAAUGAUCCCGCAUUGGAAGCCGCUAGAAGAGAACAAAAAGAGAGAGAAGCAGAAAGACAAUUACAAGAGAAUGCAUUGCCGUCUUGGUGGGAGACAACGCAAGAUCCAAAUGCACCCAAGAUCACAAAUAGAAGGCAAGAUUCUACUACGAAUAAUGCACAAAAUGCCAAUGGUACGGCAGAAACCUCUACAACCAAUCAAGCACACGAAGAUUAUUUGGCUCGAUAUGCAUCAAUGGCACAAGAAGGUGAUGAUGACGAUGAAGAUCUUGAGUAUGAAGAUGUGGUAGGAGAUGAUUCUGCUACACCUAGCGGACCUUCAGCCGCACAAACGCCGUCAUUUUCAGGCGUGAAUGGAAAGAGAUCAAGAGAGGAUAGCCUUGCAGCAAUGGACCCAACACCCAAAAAGGCCAAAACAGAAGAAGAAGAGGAUGAGGAAGAACUUGAAUUUGAAGAUGUUGCUUAAAGUGUUGGUGUAAUUUUAACUAUGUACAAUAAGAUGAUCAUAGAAAUGAACAAUUACUUGCU